Penicillium cosmopolitanum is the source of this 5106-nucleotide messenger RNA. RefSeq lists its product as uncharacterized. The record is from RefSeq and is a predicted model, not a curated record. The transcript is spliced from 3 exons. Gene Ontology annotation, molecular function: nucleic acid binding; zinc ion binding; catalytic activity. Lineage: Eukaryota; Fungi; Ascomycota; Eurotiomycetes; Eurotiales; Aspergillaceae. The coding region runs from base 1 to 5106 and encodes 1701 amino acids.
AUGCGAACCCCUGAACCGCCCGACCGCGACGAACAUGAAGAUUCGCCACCGCGACUGACAAGACCGAAACGCACUACCCGACCACCGAACAGCUACGCUCGCGAGCAGGAAAUCGAUAUCGAACGGAGAAAGACGCGUUCCCAACAGAAGAAGACACCAACCGAGCAAGAAGAAUGUAUUUCGGCAACUUCGGGCGACUGUUCGGCCGAGGAUGAGAGCCUGAGCGUCGCCGGUAUCGUAAAGGAGCUGGUCAAACUCAGGAGAGAGAUCAAACAACGAGAUGAAUCGCACAAAGAAGAGCUUCGGAAGGUCAGAGAGGAGUUUAGUGCCGCCCUUGCAGAAGUUCGGCACGAGCUACAGACACUGACAGACACAUACGACACACCGCAACCCCACCUUGAGGCAUGCCCUCGAGACAACCAUGACGAGAUUCUUCGUGAGAUCCAGAGUCUACGCGAGGAGAUCAGCGUCCCUGCUCCCACGAGUUUCCCGUCCUACGCAGCGAUUGCCCGUGCUCCCCCGCUCAGCCACCCAAACAACAUACGGACUCCCCCAGCGGUGAACACAAGACCAACUGCUCUCACCGACACGCUGUACUGUACGAUAGACACCUCGAACAUGAUUGAAGAGAACAAUGAGAGAAUAUCCGCAGGUUUGAUUAGGACGACAAUCGAGACAAACAUCCGGGCAAUGGAAGAACACUCUCACUGGCGCUGUCGCGCGGUCACGGUGGAUCCAAGAAACACUAACCGAAUCCGAAUCGCCUGCCGCGAUGAAGACGAACAUCAGCUAGUGAAACAAGUGGCGGAAACAAAGAUCGGGGCAGGAGCCCGGGUGCUUCGGGACGAGCUGUACCCGGUCAAGAUCGGCAGCGUCAAGAGAGCGGCAGUACUGGAUGAGAACUACAAUGUUUUAGCAGGAGCGGCGGUAGCCCUCGGCGAAGAGAAUGAAACCACGGUCGCUAAGAUCUCAUGGCUCAGCAGCAAAGAGGCCGCGAAGCCUUAUGGAUCGAUGGUCGUGUACCUAACCAGAUCAACUGACGCGCGGAGACUCCUGGCGGAUGGAUACUUCCACGUCGGAGGAGAAUCUGGGACGACUGGCGUCUUUGAGUAUCGACCACGACCAAUGCAGUGUUAUAACUGCCAGGAGAUUGGCCACAAGGCUUUCCAGUGCAAGAAUGUCCAGAGACAGUUCCGAAGUGCGUUCCAUGCGGGGGCCCUCACGAAUCGUUCAGCAGAAACUGUCGGAAGCUCUAUCCGCCACGCAAUGAAUAAAACGCUCCGAGUGAUGCAACUGAAUGUGAGGAAACAGGGUGAGGUGCAUGAAAGCCUCAUGAACGACCAAGAUACCGCAAACGCAGUGGCACUAGCGAUCCAGGAGCCCCAGGCGAGGAGGAUUCAAGGCCGGCUCUUGACCACCCCGAUGGGGCACCACAAGUGGACCAAGAUGGUUCCCUCCACGUGGAGGGAAGGGAGAUGGGCGAUCCGAAGCAUGCUGUGGGUCAACAAGGAUGUGGAAGCGGAGCAAGUGCGGAUUAAUUCGCCGGACCUAACGGCGGCCGUCAUUCGGCUUCCCGAGCGACGGAUUUUUAUCGCAUCAGUGUAUGUAGAGGGAGGGGAUGCCUUUGCGUUGAUCGACGCAUGCGAUCACCUCCGAAAAGCAAUCGCAAAGGUACGGCGAGGCUCGGGGACGGUGGUAGAGAUCAUGAUCAUGGGGGACUUUAACCGCCAUGAUCAACUGUGGGGAGGAGACGAGGUGUCCUUGGUCAGACAAGGCGAAGCGGAUUCGAUCAUCGAUCUCAUGAAUGAGUUUGGACUCAGCAGCCUGCUUAAACGAGGCACCAAGACAUGGCACGGCGGAGGAUAUUCGGGGGACUGCGAGUCGACAAUCGACCUCGUUCUCGCCUCGGAAAACUUGACGGACUCGAUGACCAAAUGUGCGGUCCACGGAACGGGGCACGGUUCAGAUCAUGUUACCAUUGAGACUGUUUUUGAUGCGCCUUGGAUAGCUCCAACGCAGACAGACAGACUGCUGCUCAAGAAUGCACCGUGGAAAGAGAUCAAUGCCAGAAUCGCGAGCACGCUAACUGCCACUCCGGUGGAAGGUUCCGUGCAGCAGAAGACCGAUCGGCUGAUGUACGCGGUGUCGGAAGCGGUUCGUGCGUUGACGCCGAAGGCCAAACCAUCACCGCACGCAAAGCGGUGGUGGACGGCGGACCUGACACAACUUCGUCAGAUAUACACACAUUGGAGAAACCACGCCCGCUCGGAACGACGAGCAGGACGAAAGGUGCCACAGCUGGAGGACAUGGCUGCAAGCGCCGCAAAGCAAUACCACGACGCGAUUCGGAAACAAAAGAAGAAACACUGGAACGAGUUUCUGGCUGACAACGACAAUAUCUGGAAAGCUGCCAAGUAUCUGAAAUCAGGGGAAGACGCAGCCUUCGGAAAGGUGCCGCAGCUCGUCAGAGCAGAUGGAACGGUCACCACCGAUCAUGGGGAGCAGGCGGAAGAACUACUGACUAAAUUCUUCCCACCGCUGCCGGACAGCAUUGGCGACGAGGGAACUAGACCACAAAGAGCACCGGUGGAGAUGCCGACCAUUACCAUGGAAGAGGUGGAGCGGCAGUUGCUGGCAACGAAGUCAUGGAAGGCGCCAGGUGAGGAUGGCCUACCGGCCAUAGUGUGGAAGAUGACCUGGCCCACGGUCAAACACCGGGUCCUCGAUCUUUUCCAGGCGUCAUUGGAAGAAAGCACGCUGCCGAAACAGUGGCGACACGCCAAGAUCAUCCCGCUGAGAAAACCGAACAAGGAAGACUACACCAUUGCCAAGGCAUGGCGGCCGAUCUCACUGCUCGCCACAUUAGGCAAGAUCCUGGAAUCGGUGGUGGCAGAGAGGAUCUCCCACGCGGUAGAGACCCACGGCCUGCUCCCGACCAGCCACUUCGGAGCCCGAAAGCAGCGGUCCGCGGAGCAAGCACUCCUAAUCCUACAGGAGCAAAUCUACGCAGCGUGGCGAGGAAGACGGGUGCUGAGCCUGAUCAGCUUCGAUGUCAAGGGGGCCUACAAGGGGGUCUGUAAGGAACGAUUGAUCCAGAGGAUGAAGGCGCGAGGUAUACCGGAAGUUCUGCUUCGGUGGGUUGAGGCGUUCUGCUCGGGACGAACGGCGACCAUCCAGAUCAAUGGGCAAAUAUCUGAGAUCCAGAACCUACCACAAGCUGGACUACCUCAGGGCUCGCCCCUGUCUCCGAUUCUAUUCCUCUUCUUUAACGCCGACCUCGUGCAGAGACCGAUCGACGGCCAAGGAGGAGCAAUUGCCUUCGUGGAUGACUUUACCGCGUGGGUAACAGGGCCAACCGUACAGAAUAAUCGGGAAGGUAUUGCAACAAUCAUCAAUGACGCGCUCGAUUGGGAAAAGAGGAGCGGCGCAACCUUUGAAGCAGACAAAACAGCCAUUAUACAUUUCGCACCCAAGGCUCGCAAAGUCGACCAAGAACCGUUCACUGUCAAGGGACAGACGGUUGAGCCUAAAAACAAGGUCAAAAUCCUGGGGGUCCUGAUGGACACGCGACUGAAGUACAGAGAGCAUAUCGCAAGGGCAGCAUCUAAGGGCCUGGGGGCCGCGAUGGAGCUUCGACGGCUCCGAGGCCUCUCCCCAGCCACAGCACGGCAGCUCUUCACAGCGACCGUGGCUCCGGUAGUGGACUACGCUUCUAAUGUCUGGAUGCACGCAUUCAAGAACAAGAACAUCGGACCGAUCAACCGAGUGCAAAGGCGGAGAGCCGAGGCCCACAUUGCCACGGCACGACACCGAUUCUGGAGACGAGCCGUGAAGAUGUGGGCAGACAUCCACACACUACCAGAGACCAAUCCUCUUCGCAGAAACACAGAUCGGAUCCGGAAGUUCAGGAGAUACCACCGCUCACCACUAUAUCGAGUAGCGGACGCGCUGAAAAACAUCGACAUAGAAUCACUGGAAACCAUCAACCCGUUUACACUGGCACCAUGGGAAGCACGCGUGCAGACUGAUGAGCCCAUCUCAGAGGGGUCAACUGUACCAGGCGGAUCAAUGCAGAUCGCGUUCAGCAGCUCGGCGCGGAAUGAGCUGGUUGGGUUUGGUGUGGCGAUCGAGAAACAACCACCACGCUAUCGGAAAGUGAGACUGAAGACUUUGUCCGUCACGUUGAGUGUGAGAACAGAGCAAAAUCCAUUUUCCGCGGAGCUGGCGGCAAUGGCGCAUAGACUCAAGACACUCGUGGGAUUGAAAGACUUUAGGAUCACGUUGAUCACGAGCAACAAAGGGGCAGCUCUCACGCUGAAGAAUCCGCGACAACAGUCGGGCCAGGAAUUUGUCUGUCAAAUCUACAAGCUGAUGAGAAGACUGCAGAAGCAUGGAAAUCAGAUCAGCGUCCGGUGGAUCCCCACUAGCGAAGAUAACAAACUACUAGGGCUGGCGAAAGAGCAGGCGAGAGCCGCGACGAAAGAAGAUACCAUCCUGCAAGGACAGGUCCCCAAAAUGAAAUCGACGACUCUGAAGAUCGCGCGUACCCAAGCAAUCCCCAGCAGUAAGCUACCCGAGAGCAUCGGGAAACAUUCGAGACGAGUGGAUAAAGCCCUCCCAGGAAAACACACGCGACUGCUGUAUGACCGAUUAUCGUGGAAAGAAGCAAGCGUGCUGGCCCAGCUCCGCACGGGGAUGGCAAGACUCACUGGAUAUCUCUUUCGAAUCAAUGCCGCCGAGACAGAUCAAUGUGCAUGUGGACAAGCAAGAGAGACGGUGGACCACUUUCUCCUUCGAUGUCGGAAGUGGACCGCGCACCGGACGGAAAUGCUGCAAUGUACCCAUACUCACCGAAGUAACAUGUCCUUCUUCUUGGGAGGGAAGUCACCCUCCGAUGAUCAAAAGUGGAAGCCGAAUUUGGAAGCAGUGCGAGCCAAAAUACGUUUGCAAUCGCCACGGGCAGACUCGACGCCGCUUAACCGUGUCGACCAACCAAGAUUAAUCUUACCCCACCAACUAUCUUGUGCUAGAGACGGUAGACGUGCUUCAAUUGCCGAGAAUAGGAUGUUGAACACUUGGAGAAACGCCUUCAAGCAUGACUACUAA